CUGCGUGGCCCUCCUCCCCAUCGCUUCCUCUCCGCUACUCCCCUCCCCCGACCAGAUCGCGACGAGGCGCCGCGCGAUCCGACCCAGGCCGAGGCCGACGACCCAACUCGCCGCCGGCGGCCAUGGCGUACGGCGACCGCGUCACCACCUUCGAGGACUCCGAGAAGGAGAGCGAGUACGGCUAUGUCCGCAAGGUCUCUGGACCUGUGGUCGUGGCUGAUGGAAUGGCGGGUGCUGCCAUGUAUGAGCUUGUUCGUGUUGGCCACGAUAACCUCAUUGGGGAAAUUAUCCGUCUCGAGGGUGAUUCAGCUACAAUCCAAGUUUAUGAGGAAACAGCUGGACUUAUGGUUAAUGAUCCUGUUUUGAGAACAAGAAAGCCUCUUUCUGUUGAGUUGGGACCUGGAAUUCUAGGAAACAUUUUUGAUGGUAUCCAGCGCCCUCUAAAAACCAUUGCUAUUAAAUCAGGAGAUGUGUACAUUCCUCGUGGUGUUUCAGUUCCUGCCCUUGACAAAGAUACAUUGUGGGAGUUUCAGCCAAAUAAACUAGGUGUUGGAGAUGCCAUCACAGGUGGAGAUCUAUAUGCUACUGUCUUUGAGAACACAUUGAUGCAGCACCAUGUUGCUCUUCCACCUGGUGCUAUGGGGAAAGUAAGUUACAUUGCACCAGCUGGUCAGUACAGCCUGCAGGAUACAGUGCUAGAAUUGGAAUUUCAGGGCAUAAAAAAGCAAUUUACCAUGCUUCAGACAUGGCCUGUGCGAUCACCAAGGCCUGUUGCGUCGAAGAUUGCUGCAGAUACACCUCUUCUGACAGGGCAGCGUGUACUUGAUGCAUUGUUCCCCUCAGUUCUGGGAGGAACUUGUGCUAUUCCAGGAGCUUUUGGUUGUGGGAAAACUGUCAUUAGUCAGGCACUUUCAAAGUACUCCAAUUCCCAAGCUGUGGUUUACGUGGGCUGUGGUGAAAGAGGAAAUGAGAUGGCUGAGGUUCUCAUGGACUUUCCCCAGUUGACAAUGACAUUGGAAGAUGGCCGUGAGGAGUCAGUCAUGAAGAGAACAACACUGGUGGCUAACACAUCUAACAUGCCUGUCGCUGCUCGUGAAGCCUCCAUCUAUACAGGAAUUACAAUUGCUGAGUAUUUCCGUGACAUGGGUUACAACGUCAGCAUGAUGGCUGAUUCCACCUCCCGAUGGGCUGAGGCAUUGCGUGAAAUCUCAGGGCGUUUGGCUGAAAUGCCUGCUGAUAGUGGUUACCCAGCUUAUUUGGCUGCACGAUUGGCAUCCUUUUAUGAACGUGCUGGUAAGGUGAAAUGUCUAGGAAGUCCAGACAGGACUGGCAGUGUCACAAUUGUUGGAGCUGUCUCUCCUCCUGGUGGUGAUUUUUCAGACCCUGUUACCUCCGCAACCCUCAGUAUUGUUCAGGUCUUCUGGGGUUUAGAUAAAAAGCUUGCUCAAAGGAAGCAUUUCCCAUCUGUGAAUUGGCUCAUUUCCUACUCAAAAUACUCUCAGGCCCUUGAGUCCUUCUAUGAGAAAUUUGAUCCAGAUUUCAUUGAUAUUAGGACAAAAGCACGUGAGGUGUUGCAGAGGGAGGAUGAUCUAAAUGAAAUUGUGCAGCUUGUUGGUAAAGAUGCGCUGGCAGAAUCCGACAAGAUCACGCUGGAGACAGCAAAGCUUCUGAGAGAAGAUUAUUUGGCACAAAAUGCGUUUACCCCAUAUGAUAAGUACUGCCCAUUCUACAAAUCUGUUUGGAUGAUGCGCAACAUUAUUCACUUCAACACAUUGGCAAAUCAGGCUGUGGAGCGGGCAGCUGGUACUGAUGGCCAUAAGAUAACAUACAGUGUCAUAAAGCAUCGCUUGGGCGAUCUAUUCUAUCGCUUAGUAUCUCAAAAGUUUGAGGAUCCUGCGGAAGGCGAAGAUGCUUUGGUUGCCAAAUUUAAGAAACUAUAUGAUGACCUUACCGCUGGGUUCCGCAAUCUAGAGGAUGAGGCACGGUGAACUGUUGUAGAUUUUGUGUAAACAAUAAGGACUGCCAGAUGUUUCAUAAGAUACGGAAGUUGUAGAUUGAGAUCAUGUAUGAGAUUUUUCCGCGCCGCUACUUCGCCAUAUCACUGUUUUGGCCAUCUGUGCUCGACGGACACCCUGUUUAUUUCUAUGUAUCAUUUAUUGCCAUCAUCAUUGUAAUAAGCGAUGGGCAUGCGUGUAGUUGAAUAAGUACAAUGUCCAUGUAUUUAAACCAUCAAUGCCAUCUUUAUUUGUUUGUUGAAAAAUUAUGCUUCUUACC
Messenger RNA from Setaria italica (foxtail millet), 2274 nucleotides. Its product is annotated as V-type proton ATPase catalytic subunit A. Gene Ontology annotation, molecular function: ATP hydrolysis activity; ATP binding; proton-transporting ATPase activity, rotational mechanism. The transcript is spliced from 19 exons. The record is from RefSeq and is a predicted model, not a curated record. Gene Ontology annotation, cellular component: plant-type vacuole; proton-transporting V-type ATPase, V1 domain. Bases 123 to 1988 code for a protein of 621 amino acids. Gene Ontology annotation, biological process: ATP metabolic process; proton transmembrane transport. NCBI's taxonomy places the organism in Eukaryota, Viridiplantae, Streptophyta, Magnoliopsida, Poales, Poaceae.